AUGGCGACCUUGCCUUCUAUGUCUUGGCAAACGCACCGUGGCCAUGCAAAAUCUGUUGACGUUGGAUGGGCUCGACAGGAGAUCCUGCAGGCCCUGCCCUCAUGGAACCCAUCUCUGCGGAGCCCGGUCGCGGCCACAUUUACGGUCGCCAUGGCUGCAAGGAAGCGAUCGCGGCGCUGCUUUCGUCUCAGGGAGAGCUCAGCCAUCCGGGCGACGCGCUCGGCCUGUCAAGUGCUGCUGGUCCUGAUGUUGAUGCCAUCCUGCGCCUUCGCGUUUGACGGCGCAAGCUUAGCCAGCGCUGCGGUGGAAGUGAUGCGCGACGGGCCUUUGGGUCCAGCACCUUUCAUGCUGGUGCACUUGGCUGCUAUCGUCGUUUGCUUCCCUGGCACUGCAGCUUUUGAGCUGGCUGCAGGAGCCGUGUUUGGCUUUUUGCCUGGCGUCCUUGCUGUAGCCAUCACCAAGGGUGCAGCUGCAGCAGUGACCUUCUUCCUCGCGCGGCGCUUUGGUGUUGAUGCCGCGGGCACCCUGCAGAGGGCUCUGCGGGCUGGACCAGCCAACCUCGACUCAUGGAGCGCGCGUUUGCGACGUGGCGUUCAGGGCAAUGCGUUCCGGUUUUGCCUGCUAGCAAGGCUUUCACCAAUCCCUUCGUGGGUGAACAACUAUGCGCUGCCGUUGGCGGAUGUGCCCUUUGAAACGUUCCUGCCUGCGACGUUGCUGGGGAUGCUGCCGCCACUUACGGCCAAUGUGUACUCCGGUGCCUGUGCUUUGUCCUUGGCCUCUGCACUAACUGGUGGCGGUACUGUGGAUGGCGGCAGCUUGGUCCUGGGUGCGCUCAGCGCUUUGAGUGGUGCUGCCAUCCUGCAACAAAUGGCAUCCUUUGCGCUGGACGAUGACACUGCAGCCAAUGAUGCUGGCGGUGACUUUCCGCGAUAG
Cladocopium goreaui is the source of this 933-nucleotide messenger RNA. The record is from the annotation of a GenBank genome assembly. Lineage: Eukaryota; Dinophyceae; Suessiales; Symbiodiniaceae.